Molecule: messenger RNA, 1735 nt
Organism: Mastomys coucha (southern multimammate mouse)
Lineage: Eukaryota; Metazoa; Chordata; Mammalia; Rodentia; Muridae
Gene: Dera
Product: deoxyribose-phosphate aldolase
Exons: 9
Coding region: 92-1048 (318 amino acids)
Biological process (GO): carbohydrate catabolic process; deoxyribonucleotide catabolic process
Cellular component (GO): cytoplasm
Molecular function (GO): deoxyribose-phosphate aldolase activity
Source: RefSeq, a predicted model, not a curated record
GCGUGGCUCAGGGCGGGCACUUGACAGGAAGAAGGAAGGCCGGGCUCGUUGGGCAACUUGGAACAAGAGUUGGUUUUAAGCAGUGGCCACAAUGGCCGCUCACUGCCGGGGCACAGAAAUCGAUCUUAGCUGGAUCUCCCAAGUCCACGUGAAUCACGCAGCCGUGCUGAGGCGGGCCGAGCAGAUCCAGGCCCGUAGGAGCGUGAAGAAGGAAUGGCAGGCUGCGUGGCUCCUGAAAGCUGUCACGUUGAUAGACCUUACCACGCUUUCUGGUGAUGACACGUUUUCCAAUGUUCAACGGCUCUGUUAUAAAGCCAAAUAUCCAAUCCGGGCAGACCUCUUAAAAGCUUUAAAUAUGGAUGAUAAAGGUAUCACCACGGCUGCAGUCUGUGUCUAUCCCGCCCGGGUGUGCGAUGCUGUGAAGGCCCUGAAGGCCGCAGGCUGCAGUAUCCCCGUGGCCUCAGUGGCCACUGGCUUUCCAGCUGGACAGACUCAUUUAAAGACUCGGUUGGAAGAGGUCAGACUGGCAGUGGAGGAUGGAGCUACGGAAAUCGACGUGGUCAUUAACAGGACCUUGGUUCUGACUGGCCAGUGGGAAGCCCUCUAUGAUGAGAUCACUCAGUUUCGAAAGGCCUGCGGGGAGGCCCAUCUCAAAACCAUCUUAGCUACAGGAGAACUCGGCUCUCUCACCAACGUCUACAAAGCCAGCCUGGUAGCAAUGAUGGCAGGAUCAGAUUUUAUUAAGACCUCUACUGGAAAAGAAACAGUAAAUGCCACCUUCCCGGUAGCCAUCGUAAUGCUGCGGGCCAUUAGAGAUUUCUUCUGGAAAACUGGAAACAAGGUAGGCUUUAAGCCUGCAGGAGGCAUCCGCACUGCAAAGGAGUCCCUAGCAUGGCUCUCCCUGGUAAAGGAGGAGCUAGGCAACGAGUGGCUGACGCCUGACCUCUUCCGGAUAGGGGCCAGUUCUCUGCUUUCAGACAUCGAGAGACAGAUUUACCAUCACGUGACUGGACGCCAUGCAGCUUGUCAUGAUCUUCCGAUGUCUUAGGUCAGCAGCCAGCCCAGAAAAGCAUCUUGCAACAAAUUGUUCAAAAAAAAAUGUUUUUGCAUAAUUGCUAAGGUUAUAUAAUUUCAGAACAAUUAACUGACUUUCCCCCAUUACAGUCUCCCCAGAAAUCAACUCGAAACAAUAAAGGAAACAAACCAGUUGAAUCUAAAUGUGGAUUCAGAUCAAGAAAGGUUGACGUGGUCUUCAUUACCAGACGGUCCGUGUUUAUUAAUUUUGUGAAGAUUUCCUUUGGAAAACUCAGAAUAAAAUGUUUCUAAUAGCCUGCACUCCAGAAAAUUCUGAAGGGAAAAUGAAAUGAAAUUGCCUGAGACCUGAGAUUCUAGGGUGGGGGAGGCAGGGGAGGCUUGGAGGGAAGGGUGUUUAUUACCAAACCUGGCACACCUGUUCAGCUCUGACUACAGGGUGGUCUCGGAGAGCCGAUGCCAAAGGCUGUCCUCUGACAUCCACACAUCUGCGUCCCCUACCUCUGACUCAUAAUAAAUUUAAAAAUGUGAUGAAAAUGAAACUGGGUGCUAGGGAUGCCCUGUUCCCCUGCUGCCUCCCAGUGUGGAGCCCCGACUCUCUGUGCUAUCCUGAACAUUCUCACUAGUUGUUUUGCUAAUAAGAUUGUGAUGAUAUUGCAAGAGAAUGAAUAUCACUGAAUUUUUAAAUAAAAAAAUCUCUGUG